Nematolebias whitei (Rio pearlfish) is the source of this 2346-nucleotide messenger RNA. RefSeq names its product lanosterol synthase. The record is from RefSeq and is a predicted model, not a curated record. Gene Ontology annotation, biological process: triterpenoid biosynthetic process; cholesterol biosynthetic process. The coding region runs from base 57 to 2258 and encodes 733 amino acids. NCBI's taxonomy places the organism in Eukaryota, Metazoa, Chordata, Actinopteri, Cyprinodontiformes, Rivulidae. The transcript has 22 exons. Gene Ontology annotation, molecular function: lanosterol synthase activity. Gene Ontology annotation, cellular component: lipid droplet.
AAAGGAGGUAGAACUUCAUUUGGAAGAACUCAACUCUGAAUUUAUCACACACAUCAAUGACUAAAGAAACAAAGUCUGUGCGGGGGCAAGGUGGACCCUAUAAAACAGAACCGGUCACAGACCUGAGUCACUGGAGGUUGAUCUCUGUGGAAGACCGACACAGCUGGGAAUAUGUGGAGGACCUCGACAGAGAGCAGACCAUGCUGGAAGCUUAUUCUCUGGGAUUGGACACUAGCAAGUUUGUUCCUGACUCCCCGGCUGCACAAACAGCUUUUGAUGCAGCUAUGAAAGGCAUGAACUUCUACAGUCAGCUCCAGGCAGAGGACGGUAGCUGGGUGGGGGACUUUGGCGGACCCCUCUUAUUUAUGCCAGGUCUUCUUGUUGUGUGUCAUGUGACUAAGAUCCAGCUGCCAGAGCCCUGGAAGAAGGAGAUGGUGAGGUACUUGCGCUCUGUCCAGCUGUCAGAUGGAGGUUGGGGACUGCAUAUUGAAGAUAUAUCUACAGUGUUGGGAACGGCGCUGAAUUACAUCACAAUGAGGCUCCUGGGAGUGGAUGCUGAUGACCCAGAUUUGGUUCGUGCGCGAAACAACCUGCACAAAAAAGGUGGUGCAGUCGGGAUUCCAACGUGGGGAAAAUUCUGGCUCUCUGUCUUAAACGUCUACAGCUGGGAUGGCUUUAAUUCAGUAUUUCCAGAAAUUUGGUUGCUUCCCAGCUGGAUGCCAGUCCACCCAUCAAAAAUGUGGUGUUACUGUCGUCAGGUGUACCGAGCUAUGAGCUACUGCUUUGCUGUCAGACUGACUGCAGAGGAAGACCCUCUGAUUCUCAGCCUGAGACAGGAGCUGUACGUCCAGGACUACGCCACCAUUAACUGGCCCGCUCAGAGGAACAAUGUGGCAGCAUGUGACCUGUAUGUACCUCACAGCAAACUACUGAAUGCUAUCCUCUUGGUGUUGAACGUUUAUGAAGACUACCAUAGCUCCACACUGAGAGAAAUGGCUCUAAAAGAGAUAUACGAGCACAUCAAGGCCGACGACCAUUUCACCAACUACACCAACAUUGGUUCGAUCCCCAAGACCAUGAACAUGCUGGUUCGCUGGUAUGUGGACGGACCCACCUCACCGGGUUUUCAGGGGCAUUUAUCCUGGAUCCCUGACUACCUCUGGAUGGGGUUGGAUGGCAUGAAAAUGCAGUCAACAAACGGGUGUCAGCUCUGGGAAACUAGUUUUAUUGUUCAGGCUUUUCUUGAGGCUGGAGCUCAGAAUGACCCCAAACUGGUUGAGUGUCUUUGUAAGGCUCAUGAUUUUUUCAAACUCUCACAGAUACCUGAGAAUCCUCCUGAUUAUCAAAAAUACUACAGACAGAUGAACAAGGGUGGUUUCCCGUUGACUAAUCGUCACUUUAACUGGAUCGUGUCUGACUGCACAGGAGAAGGCCUGAAGUCCGUGAUGCUCCUGGAGGAGCUCUGUCCCUCCAUCGAACAACCGUUCAGCUCUGAUCGUCUGUUUGAUGCUGUCAAUGUGCUGCUGAGCAUGAGAAACAAAGAUGGCGGAUUUGCAACAUAUGAAACUACAAGAGGAGGAAAAUUCCUGGAGUGGAUCAACCCAUGUGAGAUAUUUAGUGACAUCAUGAUAGACCAUACAUUCGUGGAGUGUACCUCAUCAGUGAUGCAGGCUUUGAGGCUCUUCCAGAAGGCCUAUCCUGGUCACCGUACCGAAGAGAUAAGCUCCACUCUGAGAGAAGGUCUGGAGUUCUGCAGGAAGGUGCAGAGACCUGAUGGAUCCUGGGAAGGGUUUUGGGGAGUGUGUUUCACGUACGGAACCUGGUUUGGCCUCGAAGCCUUCGCCUGCAUGGAUCACACUUAUGAGAACGAGGAGGUGCCUGACGAGGUGCAGAAGGCUUGUCAGUUCCUGCUGGACCGACAGAUGUCAGAUGGAGGCUGGGGGGAGGACUUUGAGUCGUGUAAGCAGCAGCGCUACAUCCAGAGCAGCACUGCUCAGAUCCACAACACCUCCUGGGCUUUGCUAGGACUCAUGGCUGUCAGACAUCCUGACCAGCAGGCUAUUGAGAGAGGAGUUCAGUUUUUGAUUGAUGAGCAACUGCUCAAUGGAGACUGGCCACAGGGAUUCAGCGGAGGUUCGUUCAGCAAGACUUGUGUCCUCACUUACACCUCCUACAAAAACUCCUUCCCGCUCUGGGCCAUUGGACGCUUCUUGAGGUGCUAUCCGAACAGUCCACUGGCUGGGAAGCUGAAGCUGUGACAAAUUAAUGACAUCAGCUGCCACUAAGAUUUUACGUAAACAACUGAGAUUCUGAUUUAACCUCCUAAGACCCGAACUCUGGCAUGAC